AUGUGCUUCCCCGGCAAGAGGCUUAAGAACAACCACUCAGAAGACACUCAGCCCGCAUCCAAGUCCAAGUCCUCCCCCGCCUCCUCCGCACCUGCACCUACCCCCGCUCCUGCCAUCCAACCCGCACCUGCUACAGCCAUGUCUAGCCCCAAGGUCGCCAUCAUCAUCUACUCCAUGUACGGCCACGUCGCCACUUUGGCGGAGGCCGUGAAGAAGGGUAUCCAGGCCGGCGGCGGUUCUGCCACCAUCUACCAGAUCGCGGAGACCCUCCCCCAGGAGGUCCUCGAUAAGCUCUACGCGCCCCCCAAGCCCAACUACCCCAUCCUCGCCCCGAACGACCUCGCCCAGUUCGACGCGUUCGUCUUCGGCAUCCCCACCCGAUACGGCAACUUCCCCGGCCAGUGGAAGGCCUUCUGGGACGCGACCGGCCAGCUGUGGGCCACGGGCGCGCUCCAUGGCAAGUACGCGUCCGUCUUUGUCUCCACCUCGUCCCCCGGCGGCGGCCAGGAGUCGACCGUCAUCAACUCGAUCUCGACGCUCACCCACCACGGCAUCAUCUACGUCCCCCUCGGGUACGCAAAGACGUUCGGCCAGCUCACGAACCUCACGGAGGUCCACGGUGGCUCUCCCUGGGGCGCGGGUACCUUCGCGGGCGCUGACGGCUCGCGCAAGCCCUCCGCGCUCGAGCUCGAGGUCGCCGAGGCGCAGGGCAAGGGCUUCUGGGAGACCGUCGCCAAGGUCAAGUUCUGA
This is a messenger RNA of Dichomitus squalens LYAD-421 SS1, 750 nucleotides long. RefSeq lists its product as uncharacterized. The record is from RefSeq and is a predicted model, not a curated record. Lineage: Eukaryota; Fungi; Basidiomycota; Agaricomycetes; Polyporales; Polyporaceae. Gene Ontology annotation, molecular function: FMN binding; NAD(P)H dehydrogenase (quinone) activity. The transcript is spliced from 4 exons. The coding region runs from base 1 to 750 and encodes 249 amino acids.